Messenger RNA from Penaeus monodon (black tiger shrimp), 764 nucleotides. RefSeq lists its product as uncharacterized. The record is from RefSeq and is a predicted model, not a curated record. The transcript is spliced from 5 exons. NCBI's taxonomy places the organism in Eukaryota, Metazoa, Arthropoda, Malacostraca, Decapoda, Penaeidae. The coding region runs from base 1 to 726 and encodes 241 amino acids.
AUGUACAUAUACUUCUAUACAGACAAGGAGAGCUGCAGGACAUCCCCCGCUGGGACGCCAUCGCGUCGUCUGCCCCUUAUCUUGACAUCUGACAAACGCCAACAGCUGUCAGGCCAGACUUGCAGCGAGACAGAAAAAGCAAAGAAACGAGGGGGGAAAGACGCGAGCCCCCGGGAGAAGCCUUUCAUUCUUUUUUCCCCCCCCGGGAGUCGGAACGAGGAGCAAGAGAACGGGGAGAGGAAGAAGGAGAGAGGAGGAUCCAAGAAGGACUGGCUCGCUGCAGGAGGAAUAGGGAUCGAGAAGAGACGCCGUUCCUCCGCGGCCUCCUACAGGAUAGAGAAUAAUAAGGUGCUGAUCGAGAACGAGGACGGCGAGAUACAAGAAUUCGAGAUCCUGGCCAGCAAAGACAAGCACGGGACACUCCGGAAGGCCGUGCCAACCCUCCCCGUCGCCCUGGCCAUCUGCUGCCUCAUCCUCAACAUGGUCCCUGGUCUUGGGACAAUGGUGUCAGGAUUCGCCGUGCUGUGCGGCUACCCGACGGAACACUCGAGCAAGGGCGCCGGGGUUUUCUACAACCUGCUGGUGGCGCUGCUGCAGUUGAUUCUGGCCCCGAUUAUCGUCGGCUGGAUCUGGUCCAUUCAGAGAGGGAUCAUCAUUGUGCAGGAGUCAAUGAACCAGAAGAUCGAACAGAGAGAGAGGAGAAUGAGUCAAGAUGUCACGGCGUAGAAGACGUAGACAUCGUAACGAGAACCGCCGAGGGAUGU